AUGGCAGCUCUGCCGGAGGCUCUGCAGCCCUUGAACAACCCCUCUCCAGUCAUAAACAUCGCAAUUUACGCCGACGAUGUUGCUCUCUGGGCUACUGCCCCAACUAGCUCAUACAUCCCCUCGCUCACGAAGAAGCGGCUGUGCGCGCACCUGACCGUUCUGGCCCUCAGCAUCUUGGCCUUCCUGGUCGCUCUCGAUCUCCUGGGCGACGCCUUCAAGCUGGUUGGCGGCAGGGCGGCGAGUCAUGUGCUCUCGGACAGCUCCGUCCUCAUAAACCCCGUAGUGGGGCUCAUGGUCGGGGUCCUGGUCACCGUGCUCAUGCAGAGCUCUUCAUCCUCCACCUCCAUCACCGUCUCGAUGGUGGGAUCCAACCUACUGACUGUCCGGCACGCCGUGCCUAUAAUCAUGGGCGCCAACGUUGGAACCUCGGUAACCAACACCAUGGUUUCGCUGAUGCACAUCAAGCGCCGGGAGGAGUUUCGCCGAGGAUUUGCCGCUGCUACUAUCCACGACGUCUUCAACUGGCUCAAUGUCAUACUUCUGCUUCCCUGUGAGGUCGCUUUCCACUUGCUGGAGUCGAUUUCCGGAGAGUUCGUCGUAAUCGUCGACAAGGGGCAGAACAUGAAGAAAGCGGAGUACCUCUCCGCCGUCACCAAACCGAUUGUGAAGCUCAUUGUGCAGUUGGACAAAGAUGUACUGAAGGACAUAGUCCUGGGCCAUCCGACCAAUAGCUCCCUUCUGAAGGAAUGUUGUAAAAAGGAAGGUGACGAAUGCAUCAAAAGAUGCGUGGCCCUGUUCAACUGGCUCAACAUGGGCGACACGGUGACAGGGGCACUUCUCCUCGUGCUCUCGGUGGCCUGCAUCCUUCUGUGCUUCUUCUUAAUAGUCAAGAUGCUCACCCAGUUGACUAAGACCCACAUCGUGAAGAGGCUGACGGCCUUCAUAAACCGGGACUUCAAGUUCCCGCUGUCGGUGCUGGUGGGCUACCUGAGCCUGCUGCUGGGCUGCGUCAUCACCUUCGUGUUCCAGAGCAGCUCGGCCUUCACGUCCGCGCUGCUGCCGUUCGCCGCCCUUGGCCUGCUGGAUCUGCGGCGCGUGUACCCGCUCACGCUGGGCUCGAACGUGGGCACGACGGCCACGGGCAUCGUGGCCGCGCUCGCCGGGGACCCCGUGCACCGGAACAACGCGCUCCAGAUCGCCCUGUGCCACACCUUCUUCAACCUGAUCGGCAUCCUCAUAUUCUACCCGGUGCCCUUCUUCAGGUUCCCCCUGCUGAUCUCCCAUCAGCUGGGCGAGACAGGCGGGAAGUACCGCUGGUUCGUGCUCUUCUAUUUGGCCACCACGUUCCUACUUGUCCCAAUUGCGGUGCUCCUGCUCUCGUUCCUUGGCAAUGUCGUGUUCCCCAUUGCCAUGGCUUUAAUCAUCGGCAUCUUCGGCAUUAUCGGCAUCAUCAACUUGCUCCAGAGGAAAAGCCCCCGCCUGCUGCCCGUACUGCUGCGGAACUGGAACUUCCUGCCCCUCUGGAUGCACUCGCUGGACCCCAUGGACCAGUUCUUCUCCGUGCACCUGGAGCGCAUCGGCUUUAUGCAGAAUUUUCUCAACGAGGUCUCCUUCAAGUCCGAAAUCGUGUCGUCGGGGAAGUCGAGUUCCCCAUAG
This is a messenger RNA of Ixodes scapularis (black-legged tick), 1656 nucleotides long. RefSeq names its product sodium-dependent phosphate transport protein 2B-like. The record is from RefSeq and is a predicted model, not a curated record. Bases 1 to 1656 code for a protein of 551 amino acids. Gene Ontology annotation, biological process: sodium-dependent phosphate transport. Lineage: Eukaryota; Metazoa; Arthropoda; Arachnida; Ixodida; Ixodidae. The transcript has 9 exons. Gene Ontology annotation, cellular component: membrane. Gene Ontology annotation, molecular function: sodium:phosphate symporter activity.